Molecule: messenger RNA, 1121 nt
Organism: Prunus avium (sweet cherry)
Lineage: Eukaryota; Viridiplantae; Streptophyta; Magnoliopsida; Rosales; Rosaceae
Source: RefSeq, a predicted model, not a curated record
AUGCCCGAUUACUUUGUCCGUACACUCCUCACUAUCAUUCACGCUAUCCUUCCACCGAAGCCAAAUCCAGAGAAGGACUCGAAGAAAGAGAGCGGUUCUGAUGGUAGGAAGACCAAGUUUAAGGCUUUGGCAGUCGCCGAUAAUAAAGAUAGAGUCAAGGACAUCGAGAAGGAAAUUGAGAUGGAGACCAAGGAAAAGCGAAACAGAAGAGAAGAACAAGACGAAGAGCGAGAAGAAGAUAGGCGUAGAGGUAGUGAUAGAUACAGGGAAGGAGAUAGAGAUAGAGAUAGAGAUAGAGAUCGAGAUAGACACAGAGGAGGUAGAGAUAGAGACGGGAGGGAAAGGCGAAGGGAAAGGUAUGAUAGAGAUGAGAGGCGUAGAGAUACACAUUAUAAUGAUGAUGGUGACGACCGGGGAAGGCAUACAGAUCGAUACAAUAAGCAUAAGAGAGAUGGGUAUGAAGACAAUGGAGAUGUUAAGGAAGAUGGUGAUGAUAGGAGAGGUAAUAGGGAUCAGCAGAAUGGCCAGAACCAUUCGGAUGAGCCCGAAUUGUAUCAGGUUUAUAAGGGCAGGGUUGCGAGAGUGAUGGACACCGGUUGCUUUGUUCAGUUGAAUGAUUUAAGAGGGAAGGAGGGUCUGGUUCACGUUUCACAAAUGGCAACUCGGCGAAUUAGUAAUGCUAAGGAUGUGGUGAAGAGGGAUCAGGAAGUUUAUGUGAAGGUGAUUUCAAUUUCAGGUCAGAAGUUGAGCCUUUCGAUGAGGGAUGUUGAUCAACAUACAGGGAAGGAUUUGCUCCCCUUGAAGAAGAGCUCAGAGGAUGAUGCUCUUAGGACGAACCCAUCUUUUUCAAAGGAUGGACCUGUGACUAGGACUGGUCUUUCUGGGAUUAGGAUUGUGGAAGAGGAUGAUGUUGGCCCAUCACGCCGGCCAUUGAAGAGAAUGAGCUCGCCAGAGAAGUGGGAAGCCAAACAGUUGAUUGCCUCAGGUGUUUUGGGUGUUACAGAGUAUCCUAUGUAUGAUGAGGAAACCGAUGGGAUGCUUUAUCAAGAAGAGGGAGCUGAGGAAGAGCUUGAGAUUGAGCUCAAUGAGGAUGAGCUAGCCUUUUUAAAUGGACAGAGCAG